Molecule: messenger RNA, 3810 nt
Organism: Clonostachys solani
Lineage: Eukaryota; Fungi; Ascomycota; Sordariomycetes; Hypocreales; Bionectriaceae
Source: the annotation of a GenBank genome assembly
AUGUCUGCCAAUGGCGGCGACCCCAGCAAUGGCACCAGCGAACAAAUCUUCUACCGGAUCCGACAAGCUCUCGAGAUAGUUCACAGCCCCUAUUCGUCCAACGACUCUCGGCGAGAUGCGCAGAACUUUCUCGAGACGGUCAAGGAGAUGCCCGAGGCCCCUUUCCACGGCUACACACUAGCUAACGACAGAGCCCAAGCCCACAUUGUCCGACACUACGGUCUAUCCCUCCUCGAGCAUGCUAUACGAUACAAGUGGUCGGCAUACGACGGUUCGCAGGUGGAGGCACUUCUGUCCUGGGUUCUUUCACUGGGCCAGGCUAUUUCAAAGGAAGAUCCCUCCUUCUUGAGAAACAAGACUGCCCAGCUUUGGGUUGAGGUUGCGAAGCGUUGCUGGGGAGCCGAAUGGAUGGAUAUGGAUGCGCGACUUGUCGAGCUGUGGAAUGUCACUGAUUCCCCUACCCAUAAAGAGUUUGUGAUGCUCGUGCUCGAAACGUUAUCCGACGAAGUUCUUACCAGCGAAGACACGGUGGUUGCUAUGCGGGAAGGGGUCCUCAGCAAGGCUUGUGUUGAGAUCUUCACGCCAACUUCGGUCCUCGUUGAAGCUUUUCCUAGUCGGCAGCCAGGUCCCGAUGUACGACACGGUCACGAGGGCUGGCUCAGCCGCUUGACCGAAUUUCUCAGCUUGUGUCUUGCCUCCAAUGUCAAGGACAACGAUGAGGUCAGGUCCUGUGCGAUCAAGUGUCUUGGUGUCCAGCAGGUUCUGCUGCCUUGGGCUAUUCCGAAGGCCAUUUCUGCCGCCCAAUGCGUCAACGUCUUGGCCGGGGGACUCGCGUGCCCUGUACCUGAGAUCCAAAAGGGCUCCCUAGAAGCUCUCCAUGCACUUUACAGCCGCGCAAAUUUUACCGAUAGCGAAUUUUCAGAGCUGGUGUUACCAAUGUAUAAUCAGUCAUCCAUUCAGCUUUGUACCAAUCUCUUUGAGUGGUCCGCUGUCGAUCCCGAAGACAUCGAUGAGGACAAAUACAUGGUCCUCAAGAAACUCUCAGAGAUGCUUGCUUCCUUGGCGGACUAUCUCGGAAGGAAGAUAUCUCAGGUUCCACAAGAUGCCAGCGUUGGCAAUUUUCUGGAGCUCCUGGUCCGGGUAGUCCAAAACGAAAGUUUGAUGGUCUCCAUCCCACCCUUGGCUGCUUGGACUAGGUUGCUGAACAACGUUCAUGUCAACGUCGGUGAGAGGUUCACCCCAUUCAUAGGCCCUCUACUUGAAGUUGCCAUGUCCAGGCUAGUUCGAUACGAGCACUUACCCGAGGAUUCAAACAAUCCAUCCCUUUUGUUUCUUAUGGAGGAUACCGAUACAGUGCCUGAGCGGCAUGCCUUUCUUGGCAACUAUCGCCGCUACACCUCUCAGUUGAUUGAAGCCAUCGUUCAACUAAAGCUCUUCGAUGCUGUGGCGCAUAUUCUGAGCACCACUGAGUUUACUCUACAGCAUCUGUAUGAUGGCGACUCAUCCCUGAACAAAUCUACUUAUAACAAGCACUCAAUGCCUGUUCUCAAGGUAGACUCUCACUUUACGGUGAUUGAGGCAGCAUUAAAAGGUUAUUCCAAGUGGCGAAUAAAUAAUCCGGAUUUCCAAAACACAUCCGCUCUAGAGAACGACCUGGAAACAUGGUGCCACAAGCUUCUUGACAUGAAUUUUGAGGACCCAAUGAUUCGAAAGAGAAAGCUCCAACUCCUGGUAUACUUCUCAACAACAGCCUUGAAAAACAACACUAGCUUCAUGUUGAAGGUUUUGGAACACAUUCUAAUGACAUGGCCUGCGUUGGAGCCAGAGCACCGUGCUUUCAAUGACGCUGUGAAGGAUCUACAGGGUGAAAGUAUGGUUGAGUUGCAGCGAUUGGCAUCUGAAAUGCCCGAUCACCUUCUUGAUGUUUACGAUCAAAUUGCAAAUCGUGUAAACGAGAUGCUAGCAUCUGGAGCACUUGAUGACAAGAGAUCAGUGGCAUACAGGAGCUUCUUGUUCAUCAUCAUUCACCGCGCUGAGAAAAUCGACACUGCGACAAAAAUUCCCAGGCUUCGUGAAUUCAUUGACCCUGUCAAGGCUCAGUGGCGUGAAGAUACUAUCCGAAAUUCCUUAGAGUCAUAUGCUUCAUUCUGUGGACUUUUGGGGUUAGAUAAGGCCCAGGCCUAUCUUGCGAAUCGCCGGGUGCAUGAAAUUGAGGACUGGGGUUCAUGCUCACUUGAUGCUGAAGGGUUGGCGCUUCAGAAUGAACUGGAAGAACGCCUCAAGGUUUUGCCUCUGCGCCCAACGAAAUCAUUCCUCGCAUUCUCUGUGGAAAGACUUAGCAGAUCGUCUCCUGCAUUCCAGGCGUCGUAUGCUCUCUGGCAAGAAGGCUUUGCGGACAUUCUUGCAUAUCUUCUCAAAUUCCUUAGCUAUGCGCAUGCCACCCAUAACCCCCAGAACUGGGUGGGCUUGCCUACCGAAAUGAGAGCUGUCGUAGACAGGGUGUUGAGCGAUCGUUUUUGGCAGGCCGGAAUUUCAGAUGGAAGCAAAGACGACUUCUACGCCAGAGUCGUUGAUAAACGAACCACCAUGGAGGGACUAGCAUCAACCAUCCGUGGCUCGGUGCGAUUCGUUCGGGAAACUGCUUAUGCGAUCAUCUAUUGCAUGAGUCGUCUUGAUAUGCAGUUUUAUGGCUUCACAGGACUUUCUGAGCCUCUCUCCGAAGCAUUUUUCAGCGACUCGACCUGGUUAUCAACUCACCAGCAGACAAACCUACUAAACCUCGUCAGAUAUCUAGUGGAUGACUGUCCGGUCGAUUAUCGAGCGCAGUUCCUCCCCCAGCUGCUUGCGGCUUGCUUCAGACAAACGGAUGCAAAAAUCAGCGGUGAAUGGGCUCAGAUGGAGCAACAGCAAACAGUCGCAGCUGCCGGAGAAGCUGCUUUGAAGGAGGAAAUGAAGGCCGAAAGUAUUCUCCGCCAGGUGACAUACACGUCGAUUUUGAUGAUUGCAGAUUUCCUCGAUCCAAACAAAGCCAACCCUCGAGCAAUGGGUUCAGGAGCCCCUCAGGAAAACGAACCUGGCGCACCUCAACGGCCGUUCCCUUCUCUACGGAAAUUUUGCUUGAUGCACCAAGAAAUUGUUGAGCCUCUUCUGGUAUUCUGCUGUCAUGGCAUUCGAGUCCGAGAUUCCAGGUGUUGCAGCAUGGUUUUGAGGCUCUUCAUCUCCAUCAUUCCUGAAUUCAGCCUGGAUCCCAGCGCUGCGUCGAGGAGGCACGGCUCAACGGAGGUUCCAAAUGGCUCCAAUCUCUUCCCCGUACCUCCCGAAAUUGCAACAGCUAUUCGGGAGUACAUAUCUACCGAGGCUCUACAGGCGUGUAUCACCUCAUUCCACGAGCCAUACUUUGUGGAUUUACAGAAAGAGUUGGCAUCGCUCAUAGCCGCGAUUGUUGUUUACUACAGUCCGAUAACAGACACGCCAAGAAAUGUUUUGCUAUCACUCCCCAAUGUCAACCCAAGAGACCUUGAUCGCUUGGGAGAAUACAUACCAAAGCCCGCAUCGCACACUCGACAGCAGAGGGCCAUUGUCCUCGAGAUGCUUAAGGAGCUCAAGGGAGUCAGUGUUUCGGAGAUGGGAAAACUUCCCAAAGCGAGUGGCAUGGCUAGUUCCAGCCGGAACAAGAAGAGCCAGCGAACAAAAAUGGCGCAGGCUUUCAUGAGCGACCCCCGGGAAGCUGGGCCGACAUCUACUACUAAUGGGGGGAGAGGAACCACUCCGGAUGCUUUGGAGGGGGUUUCAAACUUGUUCGAGGGUUAG